ACAAUGUGCAAUAUAAGUAAAGAGCAGUACUCCACAUUUUUUGAUAUUUCUCUGCCUAUUCGCUCUAUUGAUGGAAAGACAUCAUAUGACUCGCUGGAAUAUGCAAUAGAACAAUAUUUAAGACCUGAAAUAUUAGAUGAACAUUUUUGUGACAUUUGUGGAAAAAAAUGCAAAUUCCUUAAAGGGCAAAAAUUUAAAGAGCUCCCAUAUAUUUUAUGUUUUCAUCUAGGUAGGACUACCUAUAACAUAAACAGUCUAAAACCUGAAAAAAUAAAUGACAAAGUAUCUUUUCCAUUUAUCAUUUCAAUGGAUGUGGAUGGCUAUAAUUCCAUAUUUGAAUUAUACGGAGUGAUCAUUCAUAAAGGUGAAGCCACUUUUGGGCACUAUUACUCAUACAUAAAAGAUUUCAAGUCGGGACAAUGGUUUGAAUGUAAUGAUGAUAUUAUUACUACCAUACCACCACAUAAAAUUGAAAGUGCUUUUAGCGGAAAAUCAAGCGCAUAUAUGAUAAUGUAUCGACUUUUUGAUCGAAACAGAAAUCGAGAAGCUUACACAAUUGAGGAACUCCCAGCGCAUUUAAAAUGAUACUAAGAAAACAAAAAAAACUUUAGAUGCUCUAUUGAUGAAUAAAUUGAAUGCUGAUGGUCCUGAAUAAGUCGCAUAUUAUAAUGUAAUUUGUGUUCCUUAUUAGUUUUUUGUUGAAUUACCUUGAGA
This is a messenger RNA of Daktulosphaira vitifoliae (grape phylloxera), 714 nucleotides long. RefSeq names its product ubiquitin carboxyl-terminal hydrolase 47-like. Gene Ontology annotation, molecular function: cysteine-type deubiquitinase activity; cysteine-type endopeptidase activity. Gene Ontology annotation, biological process: protein deubiquitination. The coding region runs from base 4 to 585 and encodes 193 amino acids. The transcript has 5 exons. Lineage: Eukaryota; Metazoa; Arthropoda; Insecta; Hemiptera; Phylloxeridae. The record is from RefSeq and is a predicted model, not a curated record. Gene Ontology annotation, cellular component: cytosol; nucleus.